This is a messenger RNA of Physeter macrocephalus (sperm whale), 2930 nucleotides long. It is a transcript of the gene CYP4V2, whose product is annotated as cytochrome P450 family 4 subfamily V member 2. The record is from RefSeq and is a predicted model, not a curated record. Bases 239 to 1816 code for a protein of 525 amino acids. NCBI's taxonomy places the organism in Eukaryota, Metazoa, Chordata, Mammalia, Artiodactyla, Physeteridae. The transcript has 11 exons. Gene Ontology annotation, molecular function: oxidoreductase activity, acting on paired donors, with incorporation or reduction of molecular oxygen; heme binding; monooxygenase activity.
GCCUGGGCCCCCGCGGUGCCUUGUCGAGGAGCCUCGGAGGCUCCAACCUUGUCCCGGGAAGCAGGGCUGCCCCGCUUCAGGGCGGCGAGGGCUGUGCCCGCCUCCGGCCGGACGGGGAAGUGAGCGGGGCCGGCGCCCUUGACCUCCCGGGGCUGCACCGCGCCCGCCGCCCCGAACAUCCCGCGGUCCCCGCGGUCCCCGCGGUCUCAGUCCAGGCGCAGAGCGGCCCGCAGGCGCGAUGCUGGCGCUGUGGCUGCUGAGCUUCGGGCACAAGUUGCUGCUCUGGGGCGGGUUGUGCGCGGUCUCCCUGGCGGGCGCCAUCGUCACCCUGAAGCUCCUGCGGACGGUGGCGAGCUACGCGUGGACAUGGCAGCAGAUGCGUGCGGUCCCAACCUUGGACGGCGCCUACCCCUUCCUGGGACAUGCGCUGAUGUUAAAGCCGGACGCGAGAGAUUUUUUCCAGCAGAUGAUUCAGUACACUGAAGAAUACCGACACCUGCCACUGCUGAAACUCUGGCUUGGGCCCGUACCUCUGGUGUUCCUUUAUAAUGCAGAAAAUGUGGAGGUAAUUUUAACUAGUUCAAAGCACAUUGACAAAUCCUAUAUGUACAAGUUCCUAGAACCGUGGCUUGGCCUAGGACUUCUUACAAGUACUGGAAACAAGUGGCGCUCUAGGAGAAAAAUGUUAACACCCACUUUCCAUUUUACAAUUCUGGAAGAUUUCUUAGAUGUCAUGAAUGAACAAGCAAAUAUAUUGGUUAAUAAGCUUGAAAAAUAUGUUAACCAAGAAGCAUUUAACUGCUUUUUUUACAUCACUCUUUGUGCCUUAGAUAUAAUCUGUGAAACAGCUAUGGGGAAGAACAUUGGUGCUCAAAGCAACGAUGAUUCCGAGUAUGUUCAAGCAGUUUAUAGGAUGAGUGAUUCAAUACAUCAAAGAAUGAAGAUGCCCUGGCUCUGGCUUGACCUUUUGUUCUUUAUAUUUAAAGAUGGAUGGGAACACAAAAGGAGCCUAAAAAUCCUACAUAAUUUUACCAAAAAUGUCAUCACUGAACGGGCCAAUGAAAUGAAGAGACAUGAAGAAGGAAGAAGUAAUGACAAGGACUUUCCUCCACACAAUAAUAAACGCAGGGGUUUUCUUGACUUGCUUUUAAAUGUGACUGAUGACCAAGGGAACAAGCUGAGUUACGAAGAGAUUCGAGAAGAAGUUGACACCUUUAUGUUUGAGGGUCACGAUACGACCGCAGCUGCAAUAAACUUGUCCUUAUAUCUAUUGGGUUCGUAUCCAGAAGUCCAGCAAAAAGUGGACAAUGAACUGGAGGAAGUGUUUGGGAGAUCUGAUCGUCCUCCUACCUUAGAUGACCUGAAGAAACUUAAAUAUCUGGAAUGUGUUGUUAAAGAGAGCCUUCGCCUUUUUCCUUCUGUUCCUUUCUUUGCCCGUAAUCUUAAUGAAGACUGUGAAGUUGCGGGUUACAAAAUCGUGAAAGGGUCUCAAGUAAUCAUCAUACCCUAUGCACUGCACAGAGAUCCAAGGUACUUCCCCAAUCCUGAGGAGUUCAAGCCAGAACGGUUCUUUCCCGAGAAUUCGAAAGGACGUCAUUCAUACGCAUAUGUGCCCUUCUCUGCUGGACCCCGAAACUGUAUAGGUCAAAAGUUUGCCAUGAUGGAAGAAAAGACCAUUCUUUCCUGCAUCCUGAGGCAUUUUUGGGUAGAAUCCAACCAAAAAAGAGAAGAACUUGGUCUGGCAGGAGAACUGAUUCUUCGGCCAAGUAACGGCAUCUGGAUCAAGUUGAAGAGGAGAAACACAAAUGAAUCCUAACUAUACUAUUGGGCUGCUCUCUUGCCACAAAAAGGUCUUUCUUUAAAGGAAGCUUUGCAUUUACAAUUCGUAGAUCAUGAACUCAAUAUUCUUAAUCCCUAAACCUAAUUUUUUUUCUUGUCCCCACUUACCUUGGGGUCAAGUCUACCAAAGCGAGAGUUUUAAUUUCUCCAUCACCAUCAUAGCUCUGACCCCUGGUCUUGAUCCCAAAAGUAAACUGAUGACUGUACCCAAAUAAACACAUAAAAGCUUCUCAACAGAGCGAUCCACAGGCCAAUCCACUUUCAAUCAACGGACCCAAAGGGUAUAAUUUAAUUGAAGUUCCAGAAUAUUUUUAAGGUAUUCUUGUAGACUCAGGAACAUAUACAUGCAUGUAUAUAUAUACAUUUGUUUGAAAAGGGUGAGUAAUUAAGUACUUAGACAUAAGGAGUUUAAGUUUCAAGAAUUAUAUCAGUGGCAUCAAUUAUGAGAAGAAUAACCAUUAUGAUACUUUUCAGAUUUAAUCAUCUACAGCAGAUCAUUUAUAAGUUGACUCAGAGGCUCUGUUCCUAUUUCCCUUUGGACGGUGUACUUAUAGCCUUCCUUUCAUUCCUCAGAGCAUCACAAUUACCUUUUUAUAUCAUGUAUUAUUGGAAAAGAUUCCUCUUGGUAAUCUCCCGUCCCUCACAGUGAUUCAGGGAGUUGAUUUAUGGCUUUUGGAGCUCGAAGGACCUUAGAGUUUAUCAAGUUAUGCCGUGGGCUCUCCCUAUCCACGAAUUCUGAAUCCAUGGAUUCAACGAAUGGCUGAUAGAAAAUAUUUGAAAAAAAAUUCCAGAAAGUUCCAAAAAGUAAGCUAUUUACAUAGCAUUUACAUUGUAUUAGGUAUUAUAAGUAAUCUAGAGAUGAUUUAAAGUAUACAGUUGGAGGUUCAAGAUGGUGGAGUAGAAGGACGUGCACUCCUCCCUCUUUGCGAGAGCACCGGAAUCACAACAGUCAUCAACAGGAAGACACUGGAACUCACCAAAAAAGAUACCCCACAACCAAAGACAAAGGAGAAGCCUCAGUGAGACUGUAGGAGGGGCGCAAUCACAAUAAAAUAAAAUCCCAUAACCGCUGGGUGGGUGACUCACAAACU